Molecule: messenger RNA, 1642 nt
Organism: Microplitis mediator
Lineage: Eukaryota; Metazoa; Arthropoda; Insecta; Hymenoptera; Braconidae
Gene: Rap1
Product: ras-related protein Rap1
Exons: 4
Coding region: 998-1552 (184 amino acids)
Biological process (GO): Rap protein signal transduction; cellular response to cAMP; negative regulation of synaptic vesicle exocytosis
Cellular component (GO): plasma membrane
Molecular function (GO): GDP binding; GTP binding; GTPase activity
Source: RefSeq, a predicted model, not a curated record
UUCAAUGUCUGAGGGUAAAAUCAUCAGCAGCAAAGAGUGAACGAGUGUGUAGAGGCAUCGCCCUAGAUAACGGUAGAAUUGAGGACUGUUGCGAGUGUCUUCCACGCGUUAAAAGACGUCCGUAAAUAUUAUUAAAUACGUGGAAAUAAAUACUACAAUUAAUUUUGGUUAAGUGGUUAUUAAUAAACUCAUUAAAAAUACAUUAAUUAACAAUAUUGUAAUUAAUGGUGAUUAAUAUUUAGUUAAGAGUUGAUCGGGUAAAACGGAAAACGGCCCCCCGCACACGGCGUCUGCGGUUACUUCGGUGUAUAAACGAGUAAGAGUUUACACGCUACACAAAAGUACGGGCAAUAGCAGUGACACACUCGCACUUACACAGUCUACUAGUGAUAAUAAAUAUAUAUAUACAUAUAUAACAAAUAUAUAUAUAUAUUAUUAUUAUUAUUAUUGUACGUAAAAUAAAUAUUGUUACUAGAAUUAGUGUGUGUUUAAAAAAUUGAGUUUAAAUUUGAAUUAAUAAAUUGUAUGUACACUUUUUCUAUCAGCUUUAAAACACAAUUGUUAAAUAAUCAAUCAAUAAUUAAUAUUAUUAUUAUAAUUAUAGGCAUAAUAAUAAUAAAUCUCCAUGUACUUAUGGCGGAGUGAUGAGCAAGACACAAGACAGGAAAUAAUUAAUUGACGAAAAAAAAAAAAAAAACACGUUUAAUCAUAACACACAAUAAUAAUAAUAAUAAACAGACAUAUCGGAAUAUUAUUUUUACAUAAAUAAUUAUAACCGGGAAGAUUGUGCGUGUUUAAAAAUAGUGUUAUUUUUUUGUUGUUGUUUGUAUGUAAUUUUAAAUUACAUUGUGAAGCAGCGGGAAAUAAACGUGAUAGGCGAUACAGGGUAUAGUUCGUUGCUGAGACGACAGGAAGACAAGACGUGGCGGAUUCGGUGACCCCGCGGCUGUGACACGACAAGAAUAGUUAGUUAGAAGAGUAAAAAAAAAGGAAGAGAAUGCGUGAAUAUAAAAUAGUUGUGUUGGGUAGUGGAGGUGUCGGCAAAUCAGCCCUCACUGUUCAGUUUGUUCAGGGAAUAUUCGUUGAGAAAUAUGACCCAACCAUUGAAGACAGUUAUCGCAAACAAGUCGAAGUUGAUGGUCAGCAAUGUAUGCUGGAAAUUCUCGACACAGCUGGCACGGAACAAUUUACGGCUAUGAGAGAUCUUUACAUGAAAAAUGGACAAGGAUUUGUUUUAGUUUAUUCGAUAACCGCACAAUCGACGUUUAAUGAUCUUCAAGAUCUUCGGGAACAAAUAUUACGGGUAAAAGAUACCGAUGACGUGCCAAUGGUAUUAGUUGGUAAUAAGUGCGACUUGGAAGACGAAAGGGUAGUGGGUAAAGACCAAGGUGUUAAUCUUGCACGGCAAUUCAACUGCGCCUUUAUGGAGACCUCUGCCAAAGCUAAAAUUAAUGUUUAUGAUAUUUUUUAUGACCUCGUGCGACAAAUAAACAAAAAAUCACCGGAGAAAAAAAUAAAACAAAAAAAGAAAUCGUUGUGCCUACUUUUGUAAAGUUGACGUGCUUCUUGCCACGUAUAACUAACGUGACACACAGAGUAAAAUAAUACAAAAAUAAAAAAAAAAAUAAAAAUAAAAAAAAAA